AUGGAGUCGGUCACCCCCCAGCCUCCGGCUUAUACCAACGACAAGAUUGAGGCUCGUGAGGAGCAGAAGUGGGAGCCUGCCUUUGAUGACGAGAAUGCUCUCAAGCAAGGCGAGGUUCAAGAUGCCUUUGGUAACGAGGAGUAUGCGGAGAUCAAGUACAAGACUCUGAAGUGGUGGCAAUGUGGUCUGUUGAUGAUUUGCGAGUCCGUUUCCCUGGGUGUUUUGUCGCUGCCUGCGGCCGUGGCUACCCUGGGUCUGGCCCCCGGUAUCAUUUUGAUCGUCGGUCUCGGUCUCCUCGCGACCUAUACCGGAUACAACAUCGGCCUGAUGCGUGAACGGUACCCUCACAUCCAGAACCUGGGUGACGCCGGUGAGAUCCUGUUGGGAUCCUUCGGUCGUGAGCUGUUCGGCACUGGUCAGUUCCUGUUCUGUAUCUUCGUCAUGGGCAGUCACAUCUUGACCUUCCGCGUCAUGAUGAACACCAUCACCGACCACGGCACCUGCUCCAUUGUCUUUGCUCUCGUCGGCAUGCUCAUCUCGCUGGUGCUGUCCAUUCCCCGUACUAUGCGCGGCAUGACCUGGAUCUCUUUCUUCUCUUUCCUCAGCAUCUUCAGUGCCGUCUUGAUCACCAUGAUCUCCGUCUCCGUGGAGGAGCACCCCGGCCGUGUGAUCGAGGCCACCGUCGAGACAGACCUGUACACUGCCUUCCAGGCCGUCUCCAACAUUGUCUUCGCCUACUGCGCCCACGUCGCUUUCUUCGGUCUCAUCGCCGAGAUGGAGUCCCCCAAGGACUUCAAGAAGUCCCUCUUCAUGCUCCAGGGCUUCGAGAUCUGCCUGUACCUCACCGCCGGUGUCGUCAUCUACUACUACGUCGGUAAUACCGUCGAGUCCCCUGCCCUCAUCUCCGCCGGCCCUCUCAUGAAGAAGGUCGCCUUCGGCAUUGCCAUCCCCACCAUCAUCGGCGCCGGUGUCGUGAACGGUCACAUCGGUCUGAAGUACAUCUACUUCCGUCUGACCGCAAAGUCCGACCUGAUCCACUCGCGCGGCUGGAAGUCCGUCGGCCUGUGGCUCGGUCUGGGCGUUUCCUGCUGGGUCGUGGCCUGGAUCAUCGCCGAGGCCAUUCCCGUCUUCAGCGACCUGAACAGUCUGAUCAGUGCCCUCUUCGCCAGUUGGUUCAGCUACGGUCUGUCUGGUAUCUACUGGCUGCACCUGAACGCCGGCCAGUGGUUCGCCUCGCCGCGCAAGAUCGCGCUCACCAUUCUCAACGUCGCUAUUGCCCUCUUCGGUCUUGCGUUGUGUGUUCUUGGUCUGUAUGCCUCUGGCACUGCCAUCCACAAUGAUACAAGCACGUCCAGCUUUAGCUGCAAGAACGAUGCUUAA
Messenger RNA from Penicillium cinerascens, 1380 nucleotides. RefSeq lists its product as uncharacterized. Gene Ontology annotation, molecular function: amino acid transmembrane transporter activity. The transcript is spliced from 2 exons. Bases 1 to 1380 code for a protein of 459 amino acids. Gene Ontology annotation, biological process: amino acid transmembrane transport. The record is from RefSeq and is a predicted model, not a curated record. Lineage: Eukaryota; Fungi; Ascomycota; Eurotiomycetes; Eurotiales; Aspergillaceae. Gene Ontology annotation, cellular component: vacuolar membrane.